Molecule: messenger RNA, 276 nt
Organism: Zophobas morio
Lineage: Eukaryota; Metazoa; Arthropoda; Insecta; Coleoptera; Tenebrionidae
Product: transcription elongation factor 1 homolog
Exons: 3
Coding region: 1-276 (91 amino acids)
Biological process (GO): transcription elongation by RNA polymerase II
Cellular component (GO): transcription elongation factor complex
Molecular function (GO): RNA polymerase II complex binding
Source: RefSeq, a predicted model, not a curated record
AUGUGUCUUUUCCCCGAGAAGGCACACAGCAUAUAUGCAUGUGCUAAAAGGAAGCUAGCUCCUAAGAGGAAAACUGUGGUACCAUUGGAUGAAGCAUUUAAUUGCACCUUUUGCAAUCACGAGAAGUCUUGCUACGUCAAAAUGGAUAAGAGUCGAAGUAUAGGAAAAAUAAUGUGUGAAGUUUGUUUGGAAGCAUUUCAAACUAGAAUACACCUUCUCUCAGCACCAGUGGAUGUGUAUAACGACUGGAUCGACGCCUGUGAAUCUGUAAAUUAA